This is a messenger RNA of Anopheles funestus (African malaria mosquito), 1991 nucleotides long. RefSeq names its product coiled-coil domain-containing protein 63 (gene Ccdc114). Lineage: Eukaryota; Metazoa; Arthropoda; Insecta; Diptera; Culicidae. The transcript is spliced from 4 exons. The coding region runs from base 330 to 1793 and encodes 487 amino acids. The record is from RefSeq and is a predicted model, not a curated record.
CCCUUCGAGGUACUUCGUCCCUUACGGCACUUCCUUCUAAUUCCGACAGAGAAGCGGCAAUCCAGUGUCAGUUGUUUUUCAACUUCCGACAUUCUUGGGCCAAUCGGUUUUUAAGCUGAAAAACGCCAAUCCAGAUCCGUUGAAGUGGUUGGUAUUUUGUUUUUCAUCGUUUUAUUUGUGUUUUACCAGUUUUCUUCCAAUACCGAUGAAAGUGAAACAAUUCUGAAACAAAGGGGCAGUUGCAGCGUGCAGACAAACAAAAAAAAAAACACGACACAAAGACGGUAGCUAGCGUUCCCUUCCCCGGAUAAUCCUGACGUAAACUCACAAUGUCCAGCCAACCGAAGAUGGCAUCGGAGAUCGGAGCUGCCGAGCAGUACGAGAUGGAUCAACUAGCCGAGGCAGAGAUAUCACGUCUGCAAAAGCUUCUCCGAACGCUACAAAACGAGCGUGCCUCGUUCCUGGAUACGAAAUCGAAAGCGUUGCGCAAGUUUGAGCAAAAUAUUUGCGUGCUCGAAAAGGAGAAGCAGCAACUCCAGCUGCAACUCAACUGCGAGGAAAACGGAACGCAUUCGAAACGCGAACAGGAGCUGGAAGCGGUACUGGAGCUAGCCUACGACCAGCAGGAAAAGGCCCAACAAGCGUUAAAAGCGAAAAAGGACAGUCUGUGGGAGCUGGAGGGACAUAUCAAGAAGAUACACCGAGAGAUUGCCGAGAUACGGAACAAUGAAGUGACGGACAAUCUGUACAACGAAACCAUUGCCAAGGCGCAACAGUCGGUCAAGAAGUUGGAGAACCGCCUAGACGUGGUUAACAAGCGUGCUGGUGCGGUGAUGGCUGAGAAUGCGCUUUUGCGCCAAACCAUUGACCACAUGCUGACUGAACGGGCCACCUUCAACAUCAUGUGGGAGAAGCUGGUUAGUAAACUGAACGAAGGCAAGCGCUACAUGAUCGAUCUGAUCGAGCAGGCCACUUCCGCGUAUGACACACGCGAGGAGCUCUGUACUAAAUUGCAAAUCCUGAAGGACAAAGGCCAAAGUGACAAAUUGGCUCACAUUCAGGAGAUGCGCGAGUUACAGCGCAAGCUCGAUCAUGACGCCAAGCUGCAGGAGUUUCUCGGCAUCAAGGGACAACGAAGGGCAAACGCGGAACUGGAAGAGCGUGAGGCACAAAAACGCAAGAAGAUGCUCGAAAAUCUUGAAAAACAAUACCAAGAGUACGAACAAAUCAUGACGCGCAUCAUGAACUUCUCGGGUGAGGAUGAUAUCGAUCGGUUGGUAGCAAAGUUCAUCAAGAAGGAGGAGGAAAACUUUGCACUCUUCAACUAUGUCAACGAGCUGAGCCACGAGGUGGAAACGCUCACCGAAAGUGUUCAACUGUUACAGGACAACAUCACGGAGCAGAUAGCAAUCAACGAGUCGAAGGAACACUCACAAGAUGACAACAUCGAUGCACUUCGCCUGGCCGAACAGCAGUGCCGUGAGGCGGCCGAUACGGCCCAAGAAAUCAAGCUCAAAUUGGACGUUAAAUUAGACGAGCUGUUAAGAAUGGCCGAAAGAAUAUACAAGCUACUCAUGUGCGACGAAGCUCCCAUCUUGAAUCUGCUCAACAACGAACGACGGGUAACACUGAACAAUGCCAAACUGUUCCUGGGUAUCAUCGAGCGACGCGUGUUGAGCAUUAUCAGUAAUGUAACUUACAUCGAACCGACCACAAAGAUUCUUGGCAAGAAAGAUCGUGUACCGAAUUUUAACGUUAAAGAAUCGGCCAAGGUGCGCAUCGAAAGGAACUAAGAAAGGGUAAUUUUUUAUGAACAGUUUUGUAUUUGUUCCACUUUGCUCGAACCAUUUUAGGUACUAAAUUUUGCGAAUGGUUAGCUUUUGUUAGAAAUACGGAAAAAUAUGCCUUUGUAUACACAUAAAUUAUUUCAAACACACUUAAGCUAUGUUUUAUAUUAGAAAAUAUAAAUAAACACCGUUACGUUCGUGCUA